Molecule: messenger RNA, 1619 nt
Organism: Cicer arietinum (chickpea)
Lineage: Eukaryota; Viridiplantae; Streptophyta; Magnoliopsida; Fabales; Fabaceae
Product: (S)-8-oxocitronellyl enol synthase CYC2-like
Source: RefSeq, a predicted model, not a curated record
ACCAACAAUUUUUUCAAAUUCACACUAGAUAACGACGACACGAGUCAACGUUCAUCCUCGUUUGACACGAAUCUUCAAGUACUUUUUUGGGUACACAAAUAUUCAAGUAUUAUAAGAAGCAAAAAUACAUUCAGAUUCACCAACCUUUUAGUUUACUUCUCCUCUCUUCAUUUUUUUGAUUGGAUCUCUCAAUCUGAGCAACUAUGAGCUGGUGGUGGUCCGGUGCUAUUGGCGCUGCUAAAAAGAAAUUGGAUGAAGAAGAAGAACCAAGAAGCUUCCAGAACGUAGCCUUGGUGAUCGGCGUAACAGGCAUCGUAGGCAACAGCCUCGCCGAAAUUCUCCCUCUAGCAGACACACCAGGCGGUCGAUGGAAAGUCUACGGCGUGGCAAGGCGGCCAAGACCUGCCUGGAACGAAGAUCACCCCGUAGAAUACAUCCAGUGUGAUAUCACCGAUUCAAACGACGCCGAAUCAAAACUCUCCGUUCUCACCGACGUCACACACAUCUUCUACGUCUGUUGGGCAAGCCGUCCCACCGAAGCAGAGAAUUGCGAAAUUAACGGCACUAUGUUAAAGAACGUUCUCCGCGCCGUUAUCCCUAACGCUCCAAAUCUCCGCCACGUGUCACUUCAAACAGGCGGAAAGCACUACGUCGGUUCUUUCGAGUCGUUCGGUAAGAUUAAACCCCACGAGCCGCCUUAUACGGAAGAUAUGCCGCGUUUGGAUACACGAAAUUUCUAUUAUACCCUUGAAGAUGUAUUGUUUGAAGAAACUGGAAAGAAAGAGGAUUUGAGUUGGUCUGUUCAUAGACCACUUUUAAUUUUCGGAUUUUCACCUUAUAGUUUGAUGAAUAUUAUUGGAACACUUUGUGUUUACGCUGCAAUUUGUAAACACGAGGGUGUUCCUUUAAGAUUUCCAGGUACAAAGUUAGCUUGGGAGAAUUAUUAUAUGGCUUCUGAUGCUGAUUUGAUUGCUGAGCAACAUAUUUGGGCUGCGGUGGAUCCUUAUGCUAAGAAUGAAGCUUUUAAUUGUAGCAAUGGUGAUGUUUUCAAGUGGAAGCAAUUGUGGAAGGUUUUGGCGGAACAGUUUGGGAUUGAGGAGUAUGGUUAUGAGGAAGGUCCUCGUUUGAAGUUAUCGGAAUUGAUGAAGGAUAAAGGUCCUGUUUGGGAUGAGAUUGUGAAGGUGAAUCAGCUUCAACCUACCAAGUUGGAAGAAGUUGCUGAGUGGUGGUUUGCUGAUGUUAGUUUGGGAGGGAAUGGGUUUACAGAUACUAUGAAUAAGUCUAAAGAGCAUGGCUUUUUGGGAUUCAGGAACACUAAAAAUUCGCUUAUUAAUUGGAUCGAUAAGACCAGAGCUUACAAGAUUGUGCCUUGAGUGACUCAAUAUUGGAUCCAACUAGGCUUUGCUUUUUUCUGUUUUUUUUUCAUGAAUAAGUAUAAUGAGAGGGAGAUUGUGAUUUUACAUUCCGGUCUAUAAUUUAGGUUGCGUGUUAUGUUUUCGUGAUGUACUAAUAAUUCUGUACUGGGAGAUGGUUUUUGUGUUUUUAUGAAUUUUUUGCCGUAACUAUCUCUAAUCUACCCUUUCAUUAUAAGUGGUGAAUAAUGUCUUUUGAGGAUGAUA